AUGUGUGUCCCGUAUAGAUACCUUCCAUUGUAUAUAAACAAACACAUUGUGUCUAGAUUCGUACUUACUCUGUACAGCUUGGGAAGGUGCUUGGGUGACUACCUUCCCUCAAUGCUUCUGCCUCGGAGGGGAGAAGAUGGCAGAACCCAAUGGAGAAGAGGGGAAAUAUCUGCUGCCUCAGGUAUGAAGCUCUUUCACCUUGUCUUGGGCAUGAGGGGUCUCCCCUCCGUACAUCGCAUGGUACCUUACCUGCUUACUUAG
This is a messenger RNA of Colletotrichum costaricense, 261 nucleotides long. RefSeq lists its product as uncharacterized. The coding region runs from base 1 to 261 and encodes 86 amino acids. The transcript has a single exon. NCBI's taxonomy places the organism in Eukaryota, Fungi, Ascomycota, Sordariomycetes, Glomerellales, Glomerellaceae. The record is from RefSeq and is a predicted model, not a curated record.